Molecule: messenger RNA, 990 nt
Organism: Salvelinus namaycush (lake trout)
Lineage: Eukaryota; Metazoa; Chordata; Actinopteri; Salmoniformes; Salmonidae
Product: trophoblast glycoprotein-like
Exons: 2
Coding region: 1-990 (329 amino acids)
Biological process (GO): negative regulation of canonical Wnt signaling pathway
Cellular component (GO): plasma membrane
Molecular function (GO): protein binding
Source: RefSeq, a predicted model, not a curated record
AUGGAUCGUGUCCUCUUCACAUGCUGGUGCUCGGAGGAAGAGUGCCCGUUAUCCUGUAUCUGUGUCAGAGACUCCGGGACAGUGACCUGCCGGGAUGCCGAACACACUGAGUUACCGGGUGACAUACCGGCGUGGGCGACCACGUUAAUACUCAGGGGGAACAACAUCUCAACGUUACCGGGACGAGCGUUCUCCUCGAAUAACGGGACGGAACUCGAACUAACGACCCUCUCACUGUCACAUAAUGGGAUCAUGGUGAUCGAGGCUGACGCUUUUACGGGACUCCCCAGGUUGAAUUUACUGGAUUUGAGCCACAACCCGUUGGUGUAUAUUUCGGACCGGGCGUUUCACGGUCUGCGGGAGCUCCGUUCUCUUUACCUGAACGACUCGCUCCUUGCUCCAGCCGUGGCGCAGCUCUCCAACGCGCUGCAGGGCACCGAAACGUUACGCAACCUCCACCGGCUGGAGCUGUCAGGCAACCGGUUGAAAACCAUACCCAUCUCACGGUUGGACGCGUUCAACCUCCACACUUUAGUUCUCACCAACAACUCCUUCGAGAACAUUGGUAAAGAGAACAUAUCUAGUUUGUACCACCACAAGAGAGUGCGCAUUUAUUUGUCACUAAAUCCUUUCAGGUGUAACUGUGAACUUGAGUCGUUCUACUUCUGGUUAAAGAACUCUUCUCAAUGUGUGGACUCUGCGCGCCUCCUAUGCGCGGAGCCUGAUGCCAAGAAGGGGAUGCCACUGGAGCGGUUACGCGGUGAGGACGUGGAUUGUCUCAAUGAGAACUUGGAGGCGGUGUCCUACGUGUUCCUAGGGAUAGUCAUGGCACUGAUCGGUAUUGUAUUCCUCAUGGUGCUCUAUCUAAACCGGAGAGGCAUCAAACGGUGGCUCAAUAACAUCCGUGAUGCGUGCCGCGACCAGAUGGAAGUGUACCAUUACCGGUACGAGCAGGACUCCGAUCCCCGGUUGGCUAACGUCGCCGUUUAA